AUGGGUGUUACAACUUUCAAUGAGGAAUACACUUCCCCAAUUGCUCCUGCAAGGCUUUUCAAAGCAUCCAUUGUAGAUUCCCACAAUUUGGUCCCAAAACUUAUGCCACAAGCCAUUAAGAGCAUUGAAAUCACACAGGGCAAUGGUGGAGCUGGAAGCAUUAAGCAAAUUAACUUUGUUGAAGGCAGCCACUUUGGCUCUUUGAAGUACCAAAUUGAUGAGCUCAAUGAACAGACCUACACAUAUAACUACACUCUGAUUGAAGGUGGCUCAUUGACAGAAAACCUUGAGAAAAUCACUUAUGAGGUCAAGUUUGAGCCGACUUCAGAAGGUGGAACUGUCUCCAAGGUGACUAGCAAAUACUAUACUAAAGGAGAGUUCACACUCAAAGAAGAGGACAUCAAGGCAGGCAAAAAAAAGUUGAGGGAAUGUACAAGGCUGUGGAGGCCUAUCUCCUUGAAAAUCCUGAUGCCUAUGCCUAAUCAUCUCUCAAAAUUUGGUCAUUGUAAUCUUUCAGUUUCCUUCUUGGAUUUCUGUUUCUUCUCUUGGUUUUAG
This is a messenger RNA of Coffea eugenioides, 555 nucleotides long. RefSeq names its product major allergen Pru av 1-like. NCBI's taxonomy places the organism in Eukaryota, Viridiplantae, Streptophyta, Magnoliopsida, Gentianales, Rubiaceae. Gene Ontology annotation, molecular function: abscisic acid binding; protein phosphatase inhibitor activity; signaling receptor activity. Bases 1 to 555 code for a protein of 184 amino acids. The record is from RefSeq and is a predicted model, not a curated record. Gene Ontology annotation, biological process: defense response; abscisic acid-activated signaling pathway. The transcript is spliced from 2 exons. Gene Ontology annotation, cellular component: nucleus; cytoplasm.